UUCACCUGACUACACACCGGAGACAGACGUACAGAUCUUUCUUAUUGCAGGAAAAAAACACAAUCCAAGACAAACAUGGAUCCCAAAAAGUCUCCAAUGGAAGUAGGGCAGCCUUUACUUCCACUUCAGCAGGACCCUCCAGAAUACUCCAUUGGGUUCCCUCCCUCUGAGAGUUAUCCCAGCACUUCAGGUCAACCUGCGCAGCAUUAUGGAGCUCCGGCAGCAUCUGGCCCGUACAUACAAGGGUCAUAUCCGGUGCAGACUGUGGUCACUAUGCAGCCUCCAGCUAAUGUGUCCUUCACUCCACUGACCAAUCCAGAGUCAGAUUACCUGUGUUAUUCCAUCUUUACCCUGCUGUGCUGCUGCUUACCUCUGGGAUCCGCUGCUCUUGUUUACUCCAUCACAACUCGGGAUGCUAACAUGUUUGGACACCAACCGAUAGCAAGCAGAAACUCCAGAAUGGCUCGCAUCCUUAACCAUGUCAGUGUUGGUAUUGGCCUCUUCUUCUGGUUGAUCUGUGUCAUCAAUAUCAUUCUUCUUGUCAUCACAAUUUCAUAA
Rhinichthys klamathensis goyatoka is the source of this 558-nucleotide messenger RNA. Its product is annotated as trafficking regulator of GLUT4 1-like. The record is from RefSeq and is a predicted model, not a curated record. The coding region runs from base 76 to 558 and encodes 160 amino acids. The transcript is spliced from 2 exons. Gene Ontology annotation, cellular component: membrane. NCBI's taxonomy places the organism in Eukaryota, Metazoa, Chordata, Actinopteri, Cypriniformes, Leuciscidae.